Molecule: messenger RNA, 1065 nt
Organism: Scheffersomyces stipitis CBS 6054
Lineage: Eukaryota; Fungi; Ascomycota; Pichiomycetes; Serinales; Debaryomycetaceae
Exons: 1
Coding region: 117-881 (254 amino acids)
Biological process (GO): endoplasmic reticulum tubular network organization; membrane organization
Cellular component (GO): endoplasmic reticulum
Source: RefSeq, a predicted model, not a curated record
AUUAAGGAAGCAUUGAGUUUGUUGUUUCGAGAUAGUGGCUCUUUCGUCAAAAUAGUUUAUCAACUUCCCAGCCUGACUUUUCCCAUAUUUCUCAAAUCUCCUAAGUAUUCGGUCACAUGUCUUCUACUGCGGUGCAACAACCCUUGAGCACAGACUCAGGGAUCCCAUCUACCGAGCCCACUCAUGAUGUCUCUGGUACAACAACUAUCAAGAGAAAGAAGCUUGUUAAGAAAGUGGCACAACCAAAUAAGCUCAAGUUUCUCAUCUGGCAAGCAGGGCACGCUUCGACCCUUGUCUUUGGAACCAUCUCCCUUUUGUUCCAGGUUCUCUGGUUACCCAACAAGUACUAUAUCAACAGUAUAAGUUACCGUUUGGCACUUGCAGGUUCAAUUGCAGCCUUGACAGCUACUUUCAGUCACAAGUUUGGAUUGCAUUACUUGCCUUCUACUUCUACUUUGAUUUCUUACCAGAACUUUCAAUACCUCAUCUUGGCUGUAGUAUGGCUCUUCACGUUUAAGUCGAUUUUCAAGAUUAUUCCUUUCUUCUUGAUUUCGUUGUUGCAUCUCGCCAAACAAAAGAAUAUUGAACCGGUGUUGAAGGAAUCUGGAUUAUUGGCUUCUAUUAUCGCCUACGACGAGUUGGUGUUAAUUGUAUACUUGUUGUUGAGAACACUCUUGUUCAGAAGAUCUGCCGGAUUCCAAUUGACUCUCUUUUUGUUGUUCUACUGGUUGAGAAUCUUGUACAACAAAGAAACACAAAAUUUGUUUUCGGCUGUUAUUGAGAGAUUGGACGGUAAACUCUCGCAGGUCAAGAACCCAAAGGUGCAACACUACUGGCAGAAAACCAAGGCAUUCUUGGAACAAAAGAGAGCUCAUGAUUAGACUAUGAAGUAGUCUUGUAUCAGCUUUGUUUAAUUGAAGACACUCAUGAAUUUGUCUACAAUCUACAAAUUGUCUCUUUCAGCUCAUCAAAACAUUCUGUUUUUAUCUUGUAUUAUUGCUCCUGGCGAAAGCUGGGUUACUAUAUCACUAUUUUAUAUACUGGUCAAAGUCAUUAUUUUAUAUU